This is a messenger RNA of Cyclopterus lumpus (lumpfish), 2347 nucleotides long. It is a transcript of the gene brms1lb, whose product is annotated as BRMS1 like transcriptional repressor b. Gene Ontology annotation, biological process: negative regulation of transcription by RNA polymerase II. Gene Ontology annotation, molecular function: histone deacetylase binding. The record is from RefSeq and is a predicted model, not a curated record. The transcript has 11 exons. Gene Ontology annotation, cellular component: Sin3-type complex. Lineage: Eukaryota; Metazoa; Chordata; Actinopteri; Perciformes; Cyclopteridae. The coding region runs from base 147 to 1190 and encodes 347 amino acids.
GUGGCCAUGUUUGCAUUACCAGCUGUCUAGAUGCGUGCUAGCUAGCUAGCCGGUUAGCUUGUUUGAGGUACCGUCGCCUCUUUAUUCCGGGGGGAACCGAACAGCCCCUUCACUCCCGUUAACCGGCCGCUCAGCCGGAAGUCGCAAUGCCGGUUCACUCCCGGGAGAAGAAAGAAAGCAACCACGAAGAAAUGGAGGUGGACUUCCCCGAGCAGGACGGCAGCAGCACAGACGAAGAGGACACGGUGAGCUCGUCCGUGUCUGAAGAUGGAGACAGCUCGGAGAUGGAUGAUGAGGACUGUGAGAGGAGGAGGAUGGAGUGUCUGGAUGAGAUGACCACCCUGGAGAAGCAGUUCACCGACCUGAAGGAGCAGCUGUACAAGGAGCGUCUGAGCCAGGUGGACAUCAAGCUGCAGGAGGUGAUGGCCGGCUGUGCCCAAGAGUACCUGGAACCUUUGGCCAACCUGCAGGAGAACAUGCAGAUCAGGACAAAAGUAGCUGGGAUCUACAGGGAGCUGUGCUUGGAGUCAGUGAAGAACAAGUAUGAGUGUGAGAUCCAGGCUGCCUGCCAACACUGGGAGAGUGAGAAGCUGCUGCUGUUUGACACUGUGCAGAGUGAGCUGGAGGAGAAGAUAAGAAGAUUGGAGGAGGACAGACACAGUAUUGACAUUACCUCAGAGUUGUGGAAUGAUGGAUUGCACUCACGGAAAAACAAGAAGAAAGACCCGUUCUGCCCCGUCAAGAAGAAGAAGCCCCUCGUUGUUUCUGGGCCGUAUAUUGUUUACAUGCUGCAGGACCUUGAUAUUCUGGAAGACUGGACCGCGAUAAGAAAGGCGAUGGCAUCACUGGGGCCACACAGGGUAAAGGUGGAUGUCCCGGCAGUCAAGCCGGACAGACAUCCCCACGUGGCGCGCUUCGAGGACGGGCGGCUUUUCUACGACAACCAGUGGUACUGCAGGGGACAGGCCAUCUGCAUCAACAGGAAGGACGAGUACCCAGCCAGCGCCAUCAUCACCGCCAUCAACAACGACGAGGUGUGGUUCAAACGACUGGACGGCACCAAGUCCAAGCUGUACAUCUCCCAGCUGCAGAAAGGUCACAAAGUGUCAUUUUCUCUGGAAUGGAGAUCAAUGCAAAGUGCUGCUAAAAAGAACCGAAGGUUGAGGAGCCGGAGCCGUGGUGGACGGUGAAGUGCGGAGCUCAGUCGCGUGCCUUUCUGAGACAGAACUGUCUCAAACUACCAAUAUCAAUGCAGCGAAGCCUUACUCUGGAGGACUGAAGCGGGUGAGGGGCCCUCAUCCAGGUGAGGAUUGCCUCGACAUGGUGUUGGAUUGGCCUCUCUGGACGCACCGGUUCAACUGGAAUUCUAUGCUCCAGAAAGCCUAAUGAAUCAUUUAGUAAAGACAAUGAACAAAUGUCAAUACGGAUUGAGAUGGAUCAUGAUUAAUACAUUUUAAAGGACGAUAUUCUAUUGUGAAAAAGAAUCAAAUAUAACUGUUCUUCAAGAACGCCCACUUGAAUUUUGUUAAAGCCACUGUACUAAAUGAUCUUCUGAUGUUUUAGUGUCAUUUUCACAGCACUAUGUAUGAAGUUCAACCCAAGGCCAGCCCCGUGCACUAAGAAAGGCUCAAAAGCCUGAACUGCAUGUUAAGCCUACAGAGAUGGAGGUGCCCUGUAUAUAGAGAUGACUGUUUCGUCUUCACUGUGAUUCUCCGUCUCUUCUCAUGUUGCCAUAUGUCUCAUAGUGCCUACUGUAAAACUUCACAUUGAAGGCAGGGAACGGGCUAAAGUUUUCUCUCCUCCACAGCUAUGAACUUUGGCUAUGGUGGUGGUUUGUAAUCCAUAGUGCCAUCUUCCCGUUUUGUUUGUCUUUCUUCAACCCGUUUUGUGUGCGCUAGGAUCGCUGGUUAAGUCCUGCGGUGUAAGUGUCACACAUGACAAAUCAAAAAGUAUUUCCCAAUCUCCGUCCUCUCCUUGACCCCCCAUUUUCUUCGUCCUUUCCGUCAGUCAACGUGUUCAACGGUGCGCUGAGGAAGCAGGAAUAAGAGAGUGUGUGUGUGUGUGUACAAUCCGUCCAAUCCAACCUUCUGUGUGUGUGUACAUGAUGCUUGAUUCAAUUAAGGGGACUUUGCUUUGUGUUGUGUUUACGGUGCUUUAUAUUGUCAGCAUUGCAUUCAUAUUUCAAAGUAUUAGCUGCCAGCAGUAUUGUAAAGAGAAGGAACAUUACAUCAUUUCACUGUUACCUUUUUAUGCAUUAUGGUUACUUUACCACGUUUGAGGUCAAAAGAAUGUGACAUUGUGCCAAUGCAUGUACAGCUGAAUAAAGAUUUUGUUUGUAUCAUUUGAA